This is a messenger RNA of Pistacia vera, 3125 nucleotides long. RefSeq names its product homeobox-leucine zipper protein ATHB-14-like. Gene Ontology annotation, molecular function: DNA-binding transcription factor activity; DNA binding; lipid binding. The coding region runs from base 341 to 2926 and encodes 861 amino acids. Lineage: Eukaryota; Viridiplantae; Streptophyta; Magnoliopsida; Sapindales; Anacardiaceae. The transcript has 18 exons. The record is from RefSeq and is a predicted model, not a curated record.
UAAAGACCAGAGGACCCUUCGUUAAGCUCUUCUUUCUUCAACUUUUCCUCUCAUUUCACCACUUACAGUUCAGUUUUUGUUUAGAGAGAGAGAGAGGGAAAACAAAAACAAAACUCAAAACCUCCAGAAAAAAAACCAUCCCAACUGAUGAAGGAGAGAGUGGGCUCUCUUGGGGGAGAGAGCCUGCCUUUGAACAACACCACAAACUCAAACACUGAAGAAGAUCAAGAGCCCUUACCAAACCACCAUCUUUUUCUGUUUUAGGCACAAAACUCCAUCUGGGUUUGUCUUGUUUUUGCCUCUUUUGAGUGAAAAAUUGUUCCUUUUUUGAGUUUUGUGUAUGGCACUUUCUAUGCACCAUCACCAUCACCACAACAACAGUAAUAAUAGCAAGGAGUUGUUGGCAAACAAGCAUCAGCAACAGAUGGAUUCAAGUAAAUAUGUGAGAUAUACACCUGAGCAAGUUGAGGCUUUAGAGAGGGUGUACUCGGAAUGCCCCAAGCCUAGCUCUUUGAGAAGGCAACAGCUCAUUAGGGAGUGUCCUAUUCUUUCUAAUAUUGAACCUAAGCAGAUCAAAGUCUGGUUUCAAAACCGCAGAUGUCGAGAAAAGCAGAGAAAGGAAGCUUCCCGACUUCAGACAGUGAACAGAAAGCUGAGUGCCAUGAACAAGCUGUUGAUGGAAGAGAAUGACCGUCUGCAGAAGCAGGUGUCGCAUUUGGUUUACGAGAAUGGCUACAUGCGACAACAACUACAUAGUGCAUCUGCGACCACAGACAAUAGCUGUGAGUCUGUGGUCAUGAGUGGUCAGCACCAACAACAGCAAAACCCAACACCUCAGCAUCCUGAGAGGGAUGCUAAUAACCCAGCUGGUCUUCUUGCAAUAGCACAGGAGACCCUGGCAGAGUUCCUUCCCAAGGCUACUGGAACUGCUGUCGACUGGGUCCAGAUGAUUGGGAUGAAGCCUGGUCCGGAUUCUAUUGGAAUCGUAGCUGUUUCCCGCAAUUGUAGUGGAGUAGCAGCACGAGCUUGCGGUCUCGUGAGUUUAGAUCCCACGAAGGUCGCUGAAAUACUUAAAGAUCGUACAUCUUGGUUUCGUGAUUGCCGAUGCCUUGAAGUGUUGAGUGUAAUUCCUACAGGAAAUGGAGGGACGAUAGAGCUCAUAUACAUGCAGACUUAUGCACCAACUACAUUGGCAGCAGCACGAGACUUUUGGACACUGAGAUAUACAACAAGUUUGGAAGAUGGCAGUCUUGUGGUAUGUGAAAGGUCAUUGACAUCUUCCACAGGUGGCCCUACAGGGCCUCCUGCAUCAAGUUUUGUUAGAGGCGAAGUGCUUCCAAGUGGCUUUGUAAUCCGUCCUUGUGAGGGUGGUGGCUCCAUUAUUCACAUUGUCGAUCAUGUUGAUUUGGAUGCUUGGAGCGUUCCUGAAGUUCUCAGGCCACUUUAUGAAUCAUCUAAAAUCCUUGCUCAGAAAAUGACCAUGGCUGCCUUGCGUCACAUCCGACAGAUUGCUCAAGAGACUAGUGGGGAAAUUCAGUAUGGUGGAGGUCGCCAGCCAGCCGUGCUAAGAACUUUUAGCCAGAGACUUUGCAGGGGUUUCAAUGAUGCAAUUAAUGGAUUUUCUGAUGAUGGAUGGUCGCUUAUGAAUAGUGACGGUGUGGAGGAUGUGACUAUUGCCAUCAACUCAUCUCCAAACAAAUUUCUUGCAUCUCAAUAUAAUUCAUCUGUGUUUCCAACUUUUGGAGGUGUGCUUUGUGCCAAGGCAUCAAUGCUGCUGCAGAACGUUCCCCCCGCUUUGCUUGUUCGUUUUCUGAGAGAGCACCGCUCAGAGUGGGCUGACUAUGGUGUUGAUGCAUACUCUGCUGCAUGCCUUAAAGCUAGUCCUUAUGCAGUUCCUUGUGCUAGGCCUGGUGGCUUCCCUAGUAGCCAGGUCAUUUUACCUCUGGCCCAUACUGUGGAGCAUGAGGAGUUCUUGGAGGUUGUUCGGCUAGAGGGUCAUGCGUUCUCACCUGAAGAUGUAGCUUUGGCAAGGGAUAUGUACUUGUUACAGCUUUGCAGCGGGGUUGAUGAAAAUGCAGUUAGUGGCUGUGCUCAGCUUGUCUUUGCACCUAUUGAUGAAUCUUUUGCUGAUGAUGCUCCUUUGUUACCAUCUGGUUUCCGUGUCAUACCAUUAGAUUCUAAAACAGCUACGGAUGGACCUGCCGCAACUCGAACCUUGGAUCUGGCCUCUGCACUUGAGAUUGGAUCUGGUGGUAACCGUCCUGCUGGUGAAGCUGAACUUAACAAUUACACCUCUAGGUCGGUCCUGACAAUUGCAUUUCAAUUCACUUUUGAGAAUCACCUGCGAGACAACGUGGCUGCUAUGGCCCGCCAGUAUGUCCGUAGCGUUGUGGGAUCUGUCCAGAGGGUUGCCAUGGCCAUUGCACCCUCCAGGCUCAGCUCGCAUGUAGGGCCAAAACCACUUCCUGGUUCUCCUGAGGCUCUUACCUUGGCUCGAUGGAUAUGCCGAAGUUACAGGAUUCACACUGGGGGAGAGUUUCUUCGAGUCGACACCCAAGCUGGUGAUGCUUUGUUGAAGCAACUUUGGCACCACUCAGAUGCAAUAAUGUGCUGCUCCUUGAAAACAAAUGCAUCUCCUGUUUUUACCUUUGCAAACCAGGCUGGGCUUGACAUGCUCGAAACUACCCUUGUGGCCCUUCAGGACAUAAUGCUCGAUAAGAUUCUUGAUGAAGCUGGGAGAAAAGUUCUCUGCUCAGAGUUUGCUAAGAUCAUGCAGCAGGGAUUUGCAUAUCUACCAGCAGGAAUAUGUGUAUCGAGCAUGGGCAGGCCGGUGUCAUAUGAGCAGGUGGUUGCAUGGAAAGUUCUCAACGAUGAAGAUGCCAGUCACUGCUUGGCCUUUAUGUUCAUAAACUGGUCUUUUGUGUGAUGAAGAAGAAAAAUGAAUAUCUGAAAGACAUAAUUUAGGUAUCUAUCUAUUAAGUUAUUAUUAUGUAUUUGCUCCUAGAAGAAGCAUAUUUUACUAUUUAUAUUAUGAUACAUGAAUGCAGUCACUGCAGGAUUUCAUAUGAAUGUAUGGCUACAUGUCUCAUGUUUGCAACCUAAUCUUAUUAUUGUGUUUUGGUUUA